AUGGGCCUGGCCAGGGCCCUGCGCCGCCUGAGCGGCGCCCUGGAGCCAGGGGACAGCCGGGCGGGCGGCGAGGAGGAGGCGGGGCCGGGGCUGUGCCGCAACGGGUGGGCGCCUGCACAGGGCCCGGGCACGCGGCGGUGCGGGCGCCUCGUGAAGAAGGACGGGCACUGCAACGUGCGCUUCGUGAAUCUGGGCGGUCAGGGCGCGCGCUACCUCAGCGACCUGUUCACCACGUGCGUGGACGUGCGCUGGCGCUGGAUGUGCCUGCUCUUUUCCUGCUCCUUCCUCGCCUCCUGGCUGCUCUUCGGCCUGGCCUUCUGGCUCAUCGCCUCGCUGCACGGCGACCUGGCCGCGCCACCGCCGCCCGCGCCCUGCUUUUCGCACGUGGCCAGCUUCCUGGCCGCCUUCCUCUUCGCGCUCGAGACGCAGACGUCCAUCGGCUAUGGCGUGCGCAGCGUCACCGAGGAGUGUCCAGCCGCCGUGGCCGCCGUCGUGCUGCAGUGCAUCGCGGGCUGCGUGCUCGACGCCUUCGUCGUGGGUGCUGUCAUGGCCAAGAUGGCCAAGCCCAAGAAGCGCAACGAGACCCUGGUCUUCAGCGAGAACGCCGUGGUGGCGCUGCGCGACCGCCGCCUCUGCCUCAUGUGGCGCGUGGGCAACCUGCGGCGCAGCCACCUGGUGGAGGCCCACGUGCGGGCCCAGCUGCUGCAGCCCCGUGUGACCCCAGAGGGUGAGUACAUCCCGCUGGACCACCAGGAUGUGGAUGUGGGCUUCGAUGGAGGCACCGAUCGAAUCUUCCUUGUGUCUCCCAUCACCAUCGUGCAUAAGAUCGACUCUGCCAGUCCUCUGUAUGAGCUGGGACGUGCUGAGUUGGCCAGGGCCGACUUUGAGCUUGUGGUCAUUCUUGAAGGCAUGGUUGAGGCCACGGCCAUGACCACACAGUGUCGCUCAUCUUACCUCCCUGGAGAGCUGCUCUGGGGCCACCGUUUUGAGCCAGUCCUCUUCCAGCAUGGCUCCCAGUAUGAGGUGGACUAUCGCCACUUCCAUCGCACUUACGAGGUCCCAGGGACACCUGUGUGCAGUGCCAAGGAGCUGGAUGAACGGGCAGAGCAGGCUGCCCACAGCCCCAAGUCCAGCUUCCCUGGCUCCCUGGCUGCAUUUUGUUACGAGAAUGAGCUUGCUCUGACCUGCUGCCAGGAGGAAGAUGAGGAAGAGGAGACCAAAGAGGGGACUGGGGCAGAGACAGAAGAUGGAGCUGCCAGCCCCCAAGUCCUCACACCAACCCUGGCUCUGAGCCUGCUCCCGUGAUGCAAACUGAUGUCCCCCUUCCCCACUGGGGCCCCUUUCUCAGAAGUAGCAGGAUGGAGAGAUCAUCCCUCUGCUGGGAUGGGGCAGGCAUUUCCCAAGACCUAACAGGCAUACUGGGUCAAUCUUCAGGCCUGGUGGACCCACCCUAAACAUCCUGGACCUCAAGUUCUCUGCUUCUGUGCUUCCUCCUGACACCGCUUUGCAAGCCUAAUUCCUGACUCUUCGCAGAGCUGAGGGAUCUAGAAUUCUGUACCACCACAGAGGCAAGAGCUGGUUGUUCUAGAUUUCUCUACAUGGCUGGGCCUGAUGGUUGAUCAGGGUCAGAGAUCAGUGAUAGCAGAGGAAGUCAGCAGUUCCUGGACAGCAACAGAGAUCAAGUCUGCAGGUCUAGGUUAGCCUAAGAUCCAAGGGGCUCUUGCUGGUUGCCUCAGCCAGCUGAGAGGCAAAUCAUUCAUUCAAGACCACUUCAGGAGAGGCUGCGGAACACUCCAAGUAUUCAAGACCAUCUUGAUUAGCCAAAAGCAAACAAUUGUGACUGCAUGUCAAGAAAAGACCUCAUUGUUCCAGAAAGCCCAAGAGUUCAGAUUUUGUGAGUCUAGGUGGACCACAUAGGCAAACACUGGUGAUUCUAGAACAGGCUGACCUAGGGAGCUGAACUACUCCAGAAACUACAGAGUUAUGUUUCUAGAAUGCACAAAACAGCAAGACCUGGGUUUAGAAGGACAAAACUGACAGAUUGAGAGUUCUUGAAAUGAAAGAACUUCUGACUGUUGGCUGUAGAACAUCCAACCGAGGGGAUAAGCACAGCUUCUGAACCAUCCACAGCAUGGUUUCUGUUUCUAUUUGAAAUGCCAUUCUAGAAUGUGCAAAGGAAUCAGGAUUCUGGGCUCUAGAUUGAUCAGUGUCAAGGAAGGCAUGGUGAUUCUAGAUGACCUCAACCUGCUGGCUCCAGUUUGCCUAGUGAAGUUGAGAAUCUUGAUGAUCCUAAAUGACUUGUGGUUCUGUAAUGCCAAAGGGAAUCAAGGCUCCAGGGAUGCAGAGUUGUCCAUUCCCAAAGCCUAGAAGUUCUGAUCACCUCUGGAUGGACUGCUCAGCAAUUCUAAGAAGAGGACACAGGACUUGAUGUGUAGCAUUUCUGGGCUGACCUAGCAAGUGGUGGCUCAGGUGAGACCUUGUAGGUCACAGGGCUAAUUAGUGUGUAAGUGAAGGGGAAGGCCCAAGGCCGGUGUGAGUCUAGAAUGUUCUGGAAUACUACACCUAGUGACGUGUUUCUGUUUCUUAAAAAAAUUAUACAUAUGUUGGGCCGGGGAUUUAGCUCAGUGGUUUCA
Molecule: messenger RNA, 2633 nt
Organism: Heterocephalus glaber (naked mole-rat)
Lineage: Eukaryota; Metazoa; Chordata; Mammalia; Rodentia; Bathyergidae
Gene: Kcnj14
Product: potassium inwardly rectifying channel subfamily J member 14
Biological process (GO): potassium ion import across plasma membrane; regulation of monoatomic ion transmembrane transport
Cellular component (GO): plasma membrane
Molecular function (GO): inward rectifier potassium channel activity
Source: RefSeq, a predicted model, not a curated record